UUUUCAGCAGGCUUUUGCUCCAAGAGUUAACUGUGAAAAUUAUUACAUUAAUGUAUAAGUAGGAAACGUACACAGACAUAUACCCAUAAGUUAAUAUUCUUUUCGUUAAUUUCAUUACUUAUUUUCUAAUUGAAAUCUGUAAAUUUUCUCUGUAGUGAAGUAAUUUUCAUUUUUUUUUGUUCUAAAUAAAGUCCAACAGUAAUCAGUCGCUAAUUAACAAUAGUUCCAAGGCAAACCCGAACGCUCCAUCGUUUACAGAGAGCUUGGGCUAUGGAUUUCUCUGUGUCACUCUAACUAAUUUAUGUGCUCUUGUAGGAAUUGUAUUUACGUUUCUUAAAAAAUAUCGUUUCUUCCCAACAAUACUUUCAUUUAUGGUGGCUACUGCUGUUGGUUCAUUAUUAUCAACUUCCAUUAUUGUACUUAUACCUGAGGCAUUACAAAUCAUUCAACCAACAGGUAAUAACAAUACAAAAGAUUCCGACUCGUAUGUUAUUAAGUCGAUUACCGUAUGUAUUGGUGUAUUUUUCUUCUAUAUUUUGGAAUUCCUCCUACGUCUUAUUCCACAGUGUUUUCAGAAAAAGAAAACACAUUCGAAUGACAAAAGUCAAAAUGGGUUUCAUAUAGACCAAUUUAAUCAUCAUCAUCAUCAUCACCAUCAACUUUCUUAUCAUCAACAAGGAAGACCUUCACUGAUGAUACCUGUCGAACCAGUAGCAGAUGGUGAUAAAGAUGGGCCUAUUGUUGAGUUCACACCUAACCGUUCUAAUCAGUCGAAAACAAUGAACAGGUCUCUAGUAGGUGGUGAGACAGAUUUACAGUGUGAAUCGCCUCCAACUGAAGACGUAAUGAAUCAUCUGCCAUCAUACGAGGAACUUUCUACGGAACUUCAAAAACCUAGUAAUAAUAAACAAAUAAAUACACAACCAAUAAUCCAGUCAACCCAUACACUGAAAAAGCAUAAAAGUUGGCAAAAUAGACUACGUGAUUUAGAACCUGUUGCUUGGAUGAUUUUCAUUGGUGAUGGUGCCCAUAAUUUUAUGGAUGGACUUUCAAUAGGUGUUGGAUUUACUCAAAGUAUCGGUUUAGGAAUAAGUUUAACAUUGGCUGUUUUAUGUGAAGAACUUCCACAUGAAUUAGGUAAAAAUAUUUUUCCAUGUUUUCUUCUUUUUGUUACGAAAUAUGUCCUAUAAAAAGUCUGACGCAUCACAUUCUGGCUCACGUGAAAUCAAAAAACAUUACAAGGCCUCUUAUAUUCUUUAUGUGUAACACUUAACUAUUUAUCUCUGUAGUUAAUUAAUUAAGUUAGAACUGGCAAACUCAGCUUCAUAUUACCAAUAUUCCGGAAAAAUUUAAGGAUCUGGUCAAGUUAGGGAAAUAGUGAGGGAAUAAAUAAGAAAGCGUCUAUCAAACAUUCGUCAUAUUAUUGUCCUUUAUCUCAUCAUACUCAAAGUUUUCAUGACAAUCUUAUUCUAGACCGAUUAUCUGCAUAUACAUUUAACUCACGUUUCACAAAUAAAAGAAAAUGCGAAUUAGUGAAAUGAAAAAAAAACGUUAUGAGGAAUUCAGAAGCUCAGAAUUUGGGGAAAGACAAAUAAUAGAUGCGCCUGAGCCAUGGCAAAUGGUUCUAAGCCAUGUCCAUCAAAGUCUGUAACUAUUGGUUACGAUGAUCGUGCGGACCCCAACCAAGUACACAUCUGUUAGCAUGGCCCAGUCCAAUUCUCAAUGACUUCAUGGAUUCCUUCCACGUUUUGGUUUACCUAGCUUUCUUUCAAUCUGCUGUUACACCAGACUUCUCCCGUUGAGGUAGGUGGUGAUUAGGCAUACGUAACACAUGCUUCAGCCACCUCAAUUGAUGGAGACUGAGUACCUCAUCGAUCGAUUUAUCGUAUUUACCUAGUACUCUAUGCCUAGUCCAGGGAUUGAUUGCUCCGUGUUCCAAAAACACACGAGCAAUGUUUCGAAGACGUCUAUGAAUCCGUGCCGAGACCUCAUCAGAUACCAGGGCAUCAGGAUUGGUGAGACUCCCAAGAUAAGUGAGGUGGUCAGUGACUUCAAUUUUUCCACUCACUGUCACUGAUUCAGGCUAUGACGUAAGCCAGUCUUGGUGUAACAUUUUACAUUUAGAGAAAGCGAGCUGCUUCCGGAAUAUGCUUACAUUGUUACUUUGGGUGGUCAGAAGACUGCAUUUUGUCAGCGUUCUCUCCAAACAGAACUAUGUUAUCCGUGUAUUUUAAAUCAACUAAUGUAUCGCCUUGUAGAGGAUCAACUCCUGGAAAGUCAGGAUGAAAAUGUUAUCUCUAAAAUCUCGUGUAUGACAACGUUAAAUAAUGAUGGGGAAAGCGGACGCCCUGACGGACACCAAUUGAAGUAUUUAGUUCUGAUGACAGUUCGCCAUAAGCCCUAACUUGACCAUUAGUGUUUGAAUAGAGAACCUGGACAAGGUGAAUGUUCGUUUUUGGUACGCCAUAAAAUCAAAGGAGUGGGAUGCCGCCCUUAGGUCAAGGGUUACAACUAUUGACGGACAUCGAAAAGUAUGUCUAUGUUCUAUGAUCUGCCGAAGGGUGAAUAUUUGGUCUGUACAUCCACAUCCAGGUCUGAAACCAGCCAGGUUUUCUCGGGUUCGUUGUUCACGAGCUCUAGUUAGACGUCGAUGUAUUAUUGAGGAUAAUACUUUAGACACUAUUAAUCGAACUGAUUCGCUUGUGAUUGCCACAAAAAGAUUUUUAUUCUGCAUUAUAAACUGGAACGAUCAGCGACCGAGACCAGUCAAAUGUGGUUACAUCCAGUUUCCAGAUUUUUGCUAAGAUUUCAGUUGAUGAUGACUGCUAGCGCUGGAUGAUAUUUACCUAAAAUUCUAUUCACGCUAGCGCUAGACCACCAUCCUUAAAAAUCUCAGAGGUUAGUCCAUCAGGCCCUAUUGUUCUCGUACGCUUUAGAUCACUUAUAGCCUUUUCAGCCUUAUUAAAAGUUAGAGGACUUACACAAAUUCGCCAUUCAGGCUGGAGGUCAGUUGAACUAUUCUCUAAAGUACCAACUGGUCCAAUCUCGUGGAUUGAGAGUGAAUAAUACGCUCGUCUUUUCCGAGAUAGUUUCACUAAUAGCCAGAUUUUCAGUACCCGUUACCUUGAUAAGUUUGAACACUUGUUUACCGUUACCUAUCCCUGCCACCUUUUCCAUCUCUUCUGCUUUCGCUAUCCACCAUUGUUCACGAUCAUUACGUAAGCUUUUUAUCAGCCUACGUUUAAGCUUCCGCCGCUCCUCAUCGUGUUCGGAGCCAGAUGGGAUGUUUCUGGUCAUUUGUCAGUUGGUUCAUUAGGAACUGCUGAAAUUCACUGACUUUUCCUUACCAUUUGGUUUAAGUUGUUAGUAGAUAUCAUUGUUAUUUCC
Messenger RNA from Schistosoma mattheei, 3387 nucleotides. The record is from the annotation of a GenBank genome assembly. Lineage: Eukaryota; Metazoa; Platyhelminthes; Trematoda; Strigeidida; Schistosomatidae.